Emericellopsis atlantica is the source of this 1917-nucleotide messenger RNA. RefSeq lists its product as uncharacterized. The coding region runs from base 383 to 1504 and encodes 373 amino acids. Lineage: Eukaryota; Fungi; Ascomycota; Sordariomycetes; Hypocreales; Bionectriaceae. The record is from RefSeq and is a predicted model, not a curated record. The transcript is spliced from 4 exons.
CGACCGGACUCGGGACCUCGAACCUGUUCUUGUUCCAUACCUAUCAAGGUACAGUCGACAUUGCCGUAAUUGAAUUCUAUUCACAGAUGGGACUUUUGCACGUUACAAUUCGAGCCUGGCUUUCACACUGACCUCUGGAUGGAAGCAAUCGUUCCUCUCACACAUGCGUUCAUUCCCCUAUCAUUGCAGCAUAGUAGUCGCUCAUUGACUGGACCCGUCAGACUUGGUGAGCCGGAGAACGUGAAAGCUACACUCGUGGCUCGCUGAGGUUUAUCCCACUGUUUUCAAGAGCCUCAGGUGACAUGGACUUGGACCAUGGAAGUACUGAAUGUGACGAAUGGGCAGGCACGACUGAACAGGAUGACGACGGACUGGCUGCCUUAUGGCAAAGCACAGACUGAUGUGUCCUUUGCCUGACACAUCAUGCACCAGCAUCCCUAAGCAUCUUGAGACACGGGAAGUGAUCGAAUCGCCGCACCUCAUGCUUCCCUAUCGCGACGUACGAAACCUUCCCAACAGAGAUACCUUGACCUCAAGCGCCCUAGGCCCAUCAGUACCUCCGCCCCCUUCUGGUGAAGCCAUCGAGCACCACCGAGAUGGCAACUCGAUUUGGAUCGACGAGCUUCUGCUGCUUUGUGACGAGGUUCGUCAGAGUUUGUGGAAAAGCCACACUCUUGGACCCAGAAGAGAGGCGAUUAUGGGCGUAUUGGGCGAAGCGGUCCAGGGCGAGUGCAACAUGAGGCCAAGGAUCAGGUUGAGGACGAUCCAGAUUACCAGGCUGGACAAGCUACUCGAAGACAUGGUGAACCCUGCCAACCACCCAGCCACAAAGCCAGCACAGUUUCGUGCAGACGUGACGAUAGCGGAAAGCUUGCAGCGCCAAUGGAGGAUACGAUUCGGUGCGCCUUACCGCAGCCUCGAUGCUCAUCGCUGUAAGCAACUCCGGAGACCAUCGCAAAGCUGCAUGGCAGUUUGCUUCACCCACUCGAUCCCUGAGAAGGCUCAUGAUUCACAUGUUGUGAGCAAGUGGCAAGGUCUUUCUGAGAACGAAGGCAACGAGCAAUUCCAAGUCGGCUACUGGUGGCCCCAUCUAGCCUGUGCGCAUCGUGACGGCCUGCUAUGCAGCCCAAGAGACGUGCUAUCGGCAGGCCAGUACGGUAUCCCUACAUUGCCUUUGCUAUGGGGCAGUAAGACUACUCUUGAGGCUUCGAGUCCCAGUAUAGAACGAGUCAAAUUCGGUAGGUAUAGAACACCAAAGGAUAUGUGUGUGCCUCUGAUCUCGCAGGUCGGAGGAAAGAUACGUAUACUUCGCGGCCAUGGACUGGAAAGCUCUUUUGCCCCAGCGGCUGGAAUUCGAUACGACGGCCAAUACAAGAUCCUCCAAUACGGCCAGCGCCGGGAGGAAGAGAUUUAUUGCUUGGAGCUCACACUCAAGCGCUGCGAGGGACAAGUCGACGUUGCUAAUCUCAUGUGUAUACCUCGACCUUCUCAGCUCGAUGACUAGCACUUGUUGAGCAGCCUAGAACCCAGACUUGUGGGAGAUGAAGAGAAGGUCUGAAUCAUGUUCUUGUCAAAGAAGGACCUCUGUUUGCAGGAAUUAGAAAUCCUCACCUUAGUAUGCUCUUGUCGUUGAUGAAAAGAACUUGACACACCGUAACCUUGAUGCAGUCAGUUAAUAAUCAGGCAUACAGCCCAUCAUGGGCGGCUUCGAGAUUGAUGAAAACAAGUGAAACUGCCAUGACAAUACAAGGUGAUCGACCUGGUAGACAAAAUGCUUUGUGGAGACACUGCAGAUGUUACCAUGAUCAGUGACUAUUUGAUUUAGUCUGGACAGCUGUCCAGCCCUUGCAAGCCCCUCCAACAACCACGAGACUGAAGGUUCCUGACAAUCCAACCUCUCGCACUUCUGCCGGCCAA